Molecule: messenger RNA, 8134 nt
Organism: Salmo salar (Atlantic salmon)
Lineage: Eukaryota; Metazoa; Chordata; Actinopteri; Salmoniformes; Salmonidae
Source: RefSeq, a predicted model, not a curated record
CAAACUCCCUCUUUUCUCCCUGUUCUUUGCAGCCGGUCGGACGCACGCGUCCCAUACCUGCAUAGAGCUCCCUGCAUUCUUGAGGACCGUCCCGUAUCGAACGUCGCAAUAUCCCGCGCGCACUGCACCAAGAGGGAGACGAUACCGAAAAUAAUUCACUUCAACCAAAAAUAUUAUAAAGUCCAGGACUUCACAACCAUUAAUCGAAAUGUUUGUCAAAAGAAUGCGACCAGUAAGGUUCCUCCUCCUUCUGUGCACAGUUUGCCAUCUGACCCUGGCUUUCCCCGCCCAAACAGGAUACUCAGAAGAUGACAACCGACAACUCCAGGUCACCAUCUCCAAGGCAACCCCGAUCUACACUGCACAGCUAGGAGGCUCCAUCACAAUCCCCUGUCUGGUGUCCCUGUCCCCCUCGUCCUCCUCGCCCCCCAUCCCGCCCCGGGUCAAGUGGAGCGUGUUGCAUGAUGGGGAGCAGGAGGAGACAGAGAUCCUGGUGGCGCGGGGUCAAAGGGUGAAGGUCAACGAGGCCUACAGAGAACGAGCUUCCUUGGUCAACUUUGCAGACUCGCCCGAGGACCUUUCCCUCUGGCUGGGGGAGCUGCGCUCAACAGACACAGGGCACUACCGUUGCGAGGUGCAGCAGGGCCUGGACGACGCAAGCAACUUCACACAGCUCAAGGUCAAAGGUGUGGUCUUCCACUACAGACAUGCCUCUGGUCGCUAUGCAUUUUCGUUCAGUGAGGCCCAGGGGGUGUGCGAGAGCAUUGGGGCACACAUUGCUACUCCCGACCAGCUUCUGGCAGCCUAUUACGAUGGAUAUGAGCAGUGUGACGCCGGCUGGCUCGCUGACCAAUCUGUCAGAUAUCCAAUCCAAGUUCCCCGGGAAGGUUGCUAUGGUGACAUGGAUGGCCGCCCAGGAGUGAGGAACUAUGGGACGCUGGAACCAGAGGAGCUGUUUGAUGUGUAUUGUUAUGUGGAGCAUAUUGAUGGGGAGGUGUUCCAUGGCUCUGCCCCUAAGCAGCUGUCAUUGAAUGAGGCUUGGGCGUACUGCGAGAAGGAAGGGGCAGAGCUGGCUACCACAGGGCAGCUGUACAUGGCGUGGAGUGAGGGUCUGGACCGCUGCAACCCUGGCUGGCUGUCUGAUGGCAGUGUGCGCUACCCCGUCAUCACCCCUAGAGCGCGCUGUGGAGGGCCUCAGGCAGGGGUCAAGACCCUGUAUCGCUACAGCAACCAGACAGGCUUCCCUGAAUCAUCCAGCCGCCAUGAUGUUUACUGUUUCAGAGGUAAUGGGAAUCCUCACACUGAUGCCCCCAUGGACUACAUUGCCACUGAGCCAGAGGACAUCGGACAAGAUAUUGUUGUUCUUAUGGAGCCUGCCGAGGAGCUCCAUCUGAGCCAGGAUCCAGAGCAAGUGGAGCGAGAGGCCCAGAGUGUCCUGCAAUCCCUCCCUGUCUUCCAGUCAGCUCCUGCUCGGGAGGACCUGCAAGGAUCUCCCCCUACUUCCAUGUCAAGCACAGAGGUCCCACUCACCCGUACAGCUUCCACCCAGUACCUCAUCCAGCCUUUUGAUGAGACUUCACUUCCUGUAGAAGAACACUACCACUCCCAGCAUCCUACUUCAUUACCCAGCACCUCCAGUGAGCCAGACUCCCUUCAUGAAGAACACUACCACUCCCAGGAUCCUACUUCAUUACCCAGCACCUCCAGUGAGCCAGACUCCCUCCACGAAGGAGACUAUCACUCCCAGAAUUCUAGUUCACUACCCAGCACCUCCAGUGAGCCAGACUCCCUUCAUGAAGAAGAUUAUCACUCCCAACAUACUACUUCAUUACCAAGCACCUCCAGUGAGCCAGACUCCCUUCAUGAAGAAGAUUAUCACUCCCAACAUACUACUUCAUUACCCAGCACCUCCAGUGAGCCAGACUCCCUCCACGAAGGAGACUAUCACUCCCAGAAUUCUAGUUCACUACUCAGCACCUCCAGUGAGCCAGACUCCCUCCACGAAGGAGACUAUCACUCCCAGAAUUCUACUUCACUACUCAGCACCUCCAGUGAGCCAGACUCCCUCCUCAAAGGAGACUAUCCCUCCCAGUAUUCUACUUCACUACCCAGCACCUCCAGUGAGCCAGACUCCAUCCUCAAAGGAGACUAUCUCUCCCAGCAUUCUAGUUCACUUCCCAGCACCUCUAGUGAGCUAGACUCCCUCCACGAAGGAGACUAUCCCUCCCAGCAUUCUACUUCACUACCCAGCACCUCCAGUAAGCCAGACUCCCUCCUCGAAGGAGACUAUCACACCCAGAAUUCUAGUUCACUACCCAGCACCUCAAGUGUGCCAGACUCCCUCCUCGAAGGAGACUAUCACUCCCAGAAUUCUAGUUCACUACCCAGCACCUCAAGUGUGCCAGACUCCCUCCUCAAAGGAGACUAUCACUCCCAGAAUUCUAGUUCACUACCCAGCACCUCCAGUGUGCCAGACUCCCUCCUCAAAGGAGACUAUCACUCCCAGAAUUCUAGUUCACUACCCAGCACCUCCAGUGUGCCAGACUCCCUUCAUGAAGAAGAUUAUCACUCCCAACAUCCUACUUCAUUACCCAGCACCUCCAGUGAGCCAGACUCCCUCCUCGAAGGAGACUAUCACUCCCAGAAUUCUAGUUCACUACCCAGCACCUCCAGUGUGCCAGUGCCCAACUCCAGUUUCUACCGGCUCGAACUGGAAACGACCCCAAAAUUCCCAGAGCCGUCCUACGAGCCACACAGACAUUACCAGCCGAUGCCAGAGAUGAACCCGGAGGAACCCGACUACCAGCAGUCAGGCUCUUCCAAGCACUUCCAGCCGAUGCCAGAGACCAACCUGGAGUUGGAUCAACUGGAAGCCAACAACAGCACAACAGCAGGUAACCAGAGUCAUCGGGAGAAUGCACAAGAGACUACCAACAUGGCCUUUGACCCCAUAGAGAAUGCUACCGAGGCACGUGACCCCACCGCAGAGAGAAGGCACAAAGAGGCGAUUGUGGGAGAACCUGAGGAGACAUCCAUCUCGACCGAAUCCCCGGGAGAGCUUGAUCCCCACACAGUCUGGUCUACACUCCCCCCCCACGGAAGGGCAACCUCAGUGUGGUUGCCCCUGGAUGGAUCUGGAGAUAUGUCCCAAGAGAUAGACCUAGGUGUCCACCAGGGAAUGCACACAGACAGAUCCCCCACCUCUGAAUUCUCUGACUUCACCACUCACAUGUCUGCCUCCCCUGGAGCCACCAGCAUCCCCAGUAAGCAGCAGACAGGAGUUUCGCAUUCAAGCAGCAUCUCAUCUGGACUGGAUCAUUCUGAGGAGCUGGGACUGGAUGUGUACUCCACAGUAGCUGUGUACUCCACAGUAGGUCAUCCACAAGGAACCUCCCAGAGAACUUCCUCCGCUAGGCCGGAAGGCAGCACCAGUAUAGAUUUCGAGGGUAGCGACAAUCCAGAGAGAUUGGAACCUUCAGGAGCAGUGGAGCUGGAACCAAGGGAGUCUGAUGAGGAGCACCUGGGGUCUGGAGAGGGCAUUGCUACGACUGAGUCUCCAGACCUGUCCACCACCUCCCUGCUGCCUGUGGAGUUUACCACAAUGGGCUAUCAAACAACGGCCAUGUCCAGAAUAGAGGUGGAUCCCACAACCACGGACCCUGAAGAAGACGGAAGUGGACAUGAGUCAGGCACUGAUGAACCAUCCCCCGGACAAAAAGUUACAGUCUUCCCCCUUGAGUCGCAAACACCCAGUUGGGAUCUGCACCAUACCACCUCUGCACCCCAAGAGUCUCAGGACGACCUUGAAUACAGCGGGGAACCCGCUUCCACCUCUUCCCAGACAGAGGUUCCAAACUCCUCAGCUGAACCUGUUCUGUUUGGGUCAGACUCCUUGUCCACCUCAAGUACAGAUCCCACCGCUGCCACUAUGUCCACAUCCACCACGUACACAUCCACAGAGUGGGCCACACAGACGUGGAGCCCCGUCACCUCCACUACACAAGGUCCCCCAGAGCCGGAGAGGGUGACGGCUCUUAUGCCCCCUGUGGAUCAGGGCCGGUUGGAUCUGGAAUUCGGCCUCACCCAGCCGCCGACCCUGCUCAUCUUGCCCAAUGAGAGGGCUGCUGUGGGCAGUUCCAGGAAGAUUUCAGGACUGGCCUCUUGCUGUGUUUCAGAUGCCUGUCUGGAGAACCCCUGUGCCAACGGCGGCACCUGCGUUGAGAUGGGCGGGAGCACCAAAUGCCUCUGUUUGCCCAGCUAUGGAGGUGACCUCUGUCAGAUGGAUCUGGAGCAGUGUGGGGUGGGCUGGCAGAAGUUCCACGGGAAUUGCUACAAGCACUUCAACCAGCGGCUGAGCUGGGAGGUGGCGGAGCAGCACUGUCGCAUGGUGGGGGGCCACCUGGUGUCAAUCAUGACCCCUGAGGAGCAGGACUUCAUUAACAAUAACUAUAAGGAGUAUCAGUGGACUGGACUGAACGACAAGACCAUCGAGGGGGAUUUCCGCUGGUCCGAUGGCAACCCAUUGCUCUAUGAGAACUGGUACAGGGGCCAGCCUGACAGUUACUUCCUGUCUGGAGAGGACUGUGUGGUGAUGGUGUGGCAUGAUGCCGGGCGCUGGAGUGAUGUGCCCUGCAACUACCACCUGGCCUACACCUGCAAGAAAGGCACCUCUUCAUGUGGCCCUCCCCCCAAAGUCCGGAACGCAUCUGCGUUUGGCAGAAUCCGCCAGAGGUACGAGACGGACGCCGUUGUGCGCUACUACUGUGCCCAGGGCUUCCAGCAGAGACAAAACCCUCUGGUCAAGUGCCUGCCAGGUGGCAAGUGGGAGGAGCCCCAGAUCCUCUGCAUUCCUGGGGCAGGAAACACAGCACAGGUAGCAGGAGUAACAUCACCAACAACAGGAAACUGACUGAAGAGGAAUCACAAACAAAGAAAACGGCUCAAUACUGGGACAUCAAGGGGAACUUUUAAAUUCCAUACCACGUCCCAUUACACUUCAAGAGUUUUCUUUCUUCAUUGACCAGAGAUCUGAAAUGGCUGAACAUGUGAAGGCAAUAUGGUGAUCUUGAAAGGAGACAAGGAAAGAGUAUUGGGACACAGGGUCAGUUUGGCAUUUACAUUCCUACUCCUCCCCAAAGCACAUUGAUCUGAAACUGUUGUUGGGAUAGCCUGGGCUUUAGGGUCUCUUGCAGCCCUACAUAGGAUGCCAUGAAUUGCAAUGGUGUGCUAGAAUGCGGAACACGGAACAUUUUCCGUGAAAAGUCCUUAGGCUUUCCGAAAAUCCUGUCACUGACGCAUAUCUAUUAUCAGUAAGUCCUUGUCCAUCCAUCCGGAUUGUACACUAUAUAUAUAUAAAAGUAUAUGGACACUCCUUCAAAUUAGUGCAUUUGGCUUUUUCAGCCACACCCAUUGCUGACAGGUGUAUAAAAUCGAGCACACUGCCAUGCAAUCGCCAUAGACAAACAUUGGCAGUAUAAUGGCCUUAUUGAAGAGCUCAGUGACUUCCAACGCGGCACUGUCACAGGAUACCACCUUUCCAACAAGUCAGUUCGGCAAAUUUCUGCCCUGCUAGAGCUUCCCCCGUCAACUGUAAGUGCUGUUAUUGUGAAGUGGAAACGUCUAGGAGCAAAAACGGCUUAGCCGCGAAGUGGUAUGCCACACAAGCUCACAGAAUGGGACCGCUGAGUGCUGAAGCACGUAAUAUGCGACAGUCCUCGGUUGCAACACUCACUACCGAGUUCCAAACUGCCUCUGGAAGCAACGUCAGCACAACAACUGUUCGUCAGGAGCUUAAUAAAGAGGGUUUCCAUGGCUGAGCAGUAGCACACAAGCCUAAGAUCAACAUGCGCAAUGCCAAACGUCAGCUGGAGUGGUUAAAGCUCGCCGCCGUCGGACUCUGGAGCAGAGAUGUUCGACGAGCAGGUGUCCACAUACUUUUGGUCAUGUAGUGUGUAAUGUGUCGCUAUCUGUAAAGAAACCGUCUGAACCUGACUUUUCUCCAAACUGGCACCUAACUCAAACUGUGUUAGACAGUGGUAGGAUACACGGUAGCUCGUCUUGAGAAAAAUUGGGUUCAGACGGUUUCUUUAACGAUACCCACACAUUGUACAAUCCAGAAGGACGGACAAGGAGUAAUGGAUUAUAAAUAUGCCUUCAGUAGCAGGAUUUUUGGAAACCGGUAUGCCUAAGGAUUUUUCACCAAAUAUGUUCCCGGGCUCCAAGUUAUAGCGAUCUAGGAUGCCAUUGCAUUCAAUGUGCGACGUCAACUGUAGGCCCAGGUCUCUUGCUGGUUUUAAACAGGCGUCAGCACGCUAACGGUGUCAAUCAUUGUUUAGUGACUAUUAUUGUCAAAUCAGCUUUAUAAAUCCACCCAUCAUAUUUUAAACAACAGCUGGUCUGUUUGCAAUGCCAUUCAUAUUCCAUCAGCUAGGGAUUACCUGGGGUCUGUCCAGGAGGGGGAAUGUUACAGAAUGUUCAGAUAGAAAUGUAUUGUGUAGAACAGAUAUGAUUGUCCAGCCUGGCCUCAGAGCCAUAUUAAAUAUACUUUAUGUAAUUCUGAGCACCUCCAAGACGUAUGAUACCUACUAAUGGUCUAGUUACUUGAGACAGAAACUCAAGUAGGGAGGUUGGUCGGGGAGGAUGGGUGGGUGUAAUCCGCGACAAUCUAGCAAUCCAAAGUUGCAUGUGUGAGCCGCAUCAGGGUCAUCUGUAGCAUUUUAGCUAAUCCUUAUUCUAAACUUAACCCAAUUCACCUAACCUUUGCCGUUAGUUCCCCUAACCGCCCAUGUAAAUUCUCCCUGUAAUUCUCCUUUGUUGUCACAGCGCAACAAGCAACCUGGCCUCAGAUAAAGACCUGCAAUACUAUAUGUCCUCCAAGACGUAUGAUAAGUUACAUCACCCAGUUCGUAUGUUUUGUAUGACCGGGUAACACCUAUGACACUGUACGUCCUCUAAUUCGAAUGAUAUUGUACGACUGCUAUUCCAUUCAGAAUCUAAUGUAACAUAUCACACUAAAUUGAGUCUUAGACUGUCACAGAUGUACGUACAGAAUAAUAUGAAUUGCCCUGAGACCACAUUGGAUUGCCUGUAGACUUGGGACUUGGGGACGAAUGUAGUUCUAUUAAUAAUAUUUCUACCUGCAAUGUUUUUGAACUUUUUAUCUCACCGAGUACACUCCAGGACAGGUGAGUCAUUAUUGGGAUGAUUGGUUGAGUGUCAGGGAAGACGCACAACAGAUUCUGUGUUCCAUAUCCAAACCUGUCCCACGUCACAACCUCUAGGUCCUUUGAGUCCCCUUCAUAGAACUAAAAAGGACUGUAUAGGUGUACACAAUAUUGUGGGAACUCUGCCAAGCCUACCGGGGGCUAGGUGUGGCUAUUACCACAUUGCUGAUACCAAUCCAACUAUUUCAGAUCCACAAGGUGACUUGACAAAGUCUUUAGAAUAGAAGCAAUGGUUGGUUUGGAAUUGGAGCAGAAAAAUCCCUGUCCUCCUAGGAACCCAUAUCAACUCUUGAACUCAGCAUUAUUUCCAUCUCAACUUUCUCACAACCAUAGAUAGGCCUUCUUAGACUUUUAUCAUCAACAGACUUUAUAUGAAAUAUGGUGCUAACACCCUUGCCUAUGAUACAUGCAUGAAGUACAUUUCAUUUUUUAAAUCAUAAACAAUCAAAAUGGCACGUUUGUGCAGUAGGAUGUUAGAAAACAAAACAACUCAAAACACAGCACGUUUAUAAAGCCAAUUCCAUUAUUGAACUAAAAUGUAAAUGUAUUUAUUCACUCUUAACUAUUUUGGGGUGAAAAAGGCUAGUGAGUAGCCUGCAAUUGUUUUUACAAGGGUGACAAUGCCUUUACCGUACGUAUCAAUGAUAUUGAUUAGAUUUUGUUUCAAAGUAUUGUUGAAUUACUGUCCACUCUUCCCUCUGAUAGAUGCCCUACAUUUUACUGAUACAGUCCUAUGAAAAGCUUUAUGUUGUAAUAAGGUUUUGUAGAAUAAAGCAAGGAUGUAAUCAGUAUUAACCACAAAGCCAUUUUCAGAAAUAUUUUUUGUUUGUUCUUUAUUUUCCCGAUUUUAUAAGUAUAUUUUACAGUAACACUCUUCCUUUAUAAACAAAAUAAAAUAACAUUAGAACGUU